CUGUUCUAGCGGUCGCUCUCAUUUCGGCAGAAAUAUUCACUCCUAACAAAUCCCAAGCAAUGGUGCUGGACCUUAUGUUUAGGCCUCUACAGGCUCCGACAGUGUCAAGCAUGGUUUGGCCAACCCUAUCUAUGGUCGUGGCAGUAUACGUUGCUCGCCUCAUCUACCACGCGUAUUUCUCACCUCUGGCAUCCAUCCCAGGACCGUUUCUCAACAAGAUAUCCAAUCUACCGCUCAACUACCAGCUGAUCCGUGGACAAUUUCACACCUACUCAGUCAAACUGCACGCCGAGUACGGCGAGGUUGUGCGCAUUGGCUACGACCAUAUAUCUCUUUCAAGCACCUCGGAUACACGUAUGGUUCUUGCCACUCAUGCGUUUCGGAAGGGACGCAUGUAUAAGGAGAUCGGCGGCAACGGAUGUGAACCCAGCAUGUUCGCUACAACACUUCCAGAAGUGAACAAGGCUCGUCGGCGUAUGUUGGGGGAUGCGUUUGCGACACACACGAUGCGCGCUGUUGAAAACUUGGUGGUGGACGCUGGCGCCAGCGCGCUUAUCACCGCAUGGGACAGUGAGAUUGCCAAGCAAGGACAAGUUGCCAGGGUUAACUACUACUACGCCUUUCACCGCAUGGCGGUAGACGUUAUUGGCGCAGUCGCUUUUGGCUCUAGCUUCAAUAUUCUGAAAACCGGGAACGCGGAUAUCAUCGACUGGCUGCACGAUACCGCGAUGGUUGCUGCUAUACGAAACCUUGCGCCAUGGCUCGCAAGGAAACCAUGGGCUUUUAAGAAGCUCAAGGAGUCACGCAGGAAAAUUGAACAGAUAACGUAUGACUCUAUCAUUACCCGCAAGAAAGUGGUCAGCGAAACUGGGCUGCCACCGCGCAUAGAUGUGCUGCAAAAGUGCAUCAAUGCUAAAGACCCCGAGACAGGCCAAGGGCUCACGCCACCCCAACUCGAGUCCGAAUUGAUUCUGAUGCUCGUGGCUGGUUCCGAUACCACUGGCAGCACCCUGACAUGGAUAGUGAUGAACUUGCUGCACAACCCAGAAUGCUACAAGCGCGUUACAAACGAAAUCCGCUCGACAUUCCCCGACACUUCUCAAACGAUCCCGUAUGCCAAUGCCAAAACAAGGCUACCAUAUCUCUCGGCUGUCAUCUACGAAAGUAUGCGGAUUACCUCACCAUCUGCUACAAUGCUCACACGGAAUAUUUGUCUGUCUUUUGGCGCCUGCCACCACAACCCUCGUCUGUGGAAGAACCCUGGUGUGUUUGACCCCGAGCGCUUCCUUGGCCCAGAUUCAACCAAGAGGAUCAAUGACGUUCUUACGUUCAGCACUGGUGUUCGCGUCUGCAUUGGACGAAACCUGGCAAUGCUCGAUAUCUUCACAGCGCUUGCCAAUAUUCUACGCCGGUAUGAUUUCAAGCUGCCCGAUGAUGCACCGUACGGUCCUCACAGACUGAGCCCCAGCGGCAUACCAGUUGAGGUGCCUGGGUUGUCUUAUCUUGUUACCGGACCAGUAAACCCCAAGAAUAAUUGCUGGGUCAGCAUCUCUCUGGCCUGAUAUAGCUACUUUUUAUCACUAAACUUUCCAGAUUCAACAUGCCUGGGGCCAUGAGGCUUGGGAG
Messenger RNA from Linderina pennispora, 1626 nucleotides. Its product is annotated as cytochrome P450. NCBI's taxonomy places the organism in Eukaryota, Fungi, Kickxellomycota, Kickxellomycetes, Kickxellales, Kickxellaceae. The transcript is spliced from 2 exons. The record is from RefSeq and is a predicted model, not a curated record. Gene Ontology annotation, molecular function: iron ion binding; monooxygenase activity; oxidoreductase activity, acting on paired donors, with incorporation or reduction of molecular oxygen. The coding region runs from base 111 to 1562 and encodes 483 amino acids.